Molecule: messenger RNA, 1640 nt
Organism: Paramacrobiotus metropolitanus
Lineage: Eukaryota; Metazoa; Tardigrada; Eutardigrada; Parachela; Macrobiotidae
Product: syntaxin-1A homolog
Biological process (GO): exocytosis; intracellular protein transport; synaptic vesicle fusion to presynaptic active zone membrane
Cellular component (GO): presynaptic active zone membrane; SNARE complex; plasma membrane
Molecular function (GO): SNAP receptor activity; SNARE binding
Source: RefSeq, a predicted model, not a curated record
UUCGUCGGCUUUCACUUCCAUCGAAUAUAGAUCACACCGAUGCAUCAAAAUUGCUAAAUGACCUAACUGAAUGACUCAUGGCAAGCACACGAUUUUCGAUUAUUUACUCACAGGUCGUUGUGACCAGCACUUGCAAUGCCCCAGCACUACUAACGCACUUUUCAGUCUUGCACUAAGUGCUGCGACUAGCAUCCGUCUGUGUUCAAGAGAAAGUUAAAUUUUUCGCGCGCACCUAUUUGCAAAAAACUACUGUAGCCAAUGUUGCCGAUUAACAUCAUCAUGGCAACUUCGGAGUGACGGCGAGAAGUAGGAAUUUGCAGUGUAGCGAAUUCUUGCAUUCGUGCAAUUGCCACUACUACCAUGCCAUCCAAAGACCGGUUGAGCGAAUUUCUGGCACGGAACGAUGGGGUUCGGGGGUCAAAACGGAGCUUCCCGUGGCACGCCCACUCUCGACUGCGGAGCGAAAGCGAAGGCCAGCUGCCAGAUUUGCCGGUAAUAAAGGGGCAGAAAGAAAUUCGUGUACCCGUGGGAGCUGGUCAAACCGAGACUUUUCUUCACAAGGUUGAGCGGGUGUCCAGUUGCAUAAAUCGACUGGAAAAGGAACUGAACGUAUUAAAAAAGUUGCAGUCGGAUACUUUAGCAUCGCCACUUUCUGCGGGACAAAAUGACGGAAUUCAUCGUAUGCUCAACACAUUCCGCACAACCGCUCUGGACAUACGGAGACAGUUGAAAGAACUGGAUAAUGAUAUUGCUAUCACGAAGGAAUGUGGUGCCACGGAAGCAAGAAUCUGCUUGGCGCAGAGAGACGCGUUGAACAAAAACGUUAGCCGGGUUCUGGCGGAAUUCGCCCAAGCGGAAACUGAUUAUCGGCAACGCUGUGUGCACCGGGUGCAGCGUCAGCUUUUUAUAGUUGGUCAGCCAGCUGUCAGCCAAGAACACAUCGAAGAACUCCUAUCACGCAGUGAGCCGACCAUGUUAUUCACACAAGGGGUAAUUGCCGAUUCCCAGCGCGCCAAAGAAACUUUAGCGGAUAUUGAGACGCGACACGGCGAACUAUUGGCACUGGAAAGCAUUGUCGAAUUGCGUGACGUUUUCAAAGAUUUAGCCAUUCUCGUGGAAAGCCAAGGAGAAACAGUUACUGCUAUCGAAACCAACAUUCAACUAGCAAAAGCUGGAGCCAACGAUGCUGGGAGCUUGCUAAAAGAAGCCAGAGCUAUGCGAAAAAGUGCCAGAUCUAAAAAGAGAAAACUGCUUUGCUUUGGAGGGAUAUUCUUGGGGAUAGUUACAACCAUUAUUGUUCUUGCUGUAUAUUUCUCUGCGUGACUGAAAUUUAUGCGAUAUUUUGUAUGUAUCUGUGUAAGUUUUGUCGAUAUUACGCACUAUGUUUAUGCAUUCUCUUUUAAACGGCUCCUUGCGGAAUUUUUUUGUAGAAGUAAUAACUUUUCGGCUUUGUGCAGAAGCCACUGUUUGCUUGUUAUGACCAAAUGUUCUAGCUUCCUUUUGUGGUAAUCGCGUUGAAUCUUUUGCGUUUCAUUGCCGACUUUGUUUUGGAAGCGUACAAAGGGUCGCGACAUAGAUCUGAAUUGAGAAAUAGUUAUACGGCGGAGAUAAUGGUCGUGUUUCUUAGUUAAUAAAAUUAA